CGUGCAUUCUAGCGAAAAUGACCAAAUGGGUCCCCACUUCUGGCAUUUAAUCUGGUUUCCAAAACCCUCAUAUGGUUUUGUCUCCCGGUUUUGAGAGCAUCGCCCCACAAUAAAUACUGGAGAACCGGCUGUAACAAGAGAGUGACUGUAAUGGCGUGCAGGAGCUUAAUUUCCAAGUUACCCCACCUCCGUUCGAUGGAAGGAUCUUCUAGAGUUCCCCGCUACUUCAGCGAUGGAAAGGGAAGGCUUCUCAGUGAGGAAGAAAGAGCAGCUGAAAAGGUUUAUAUCCAGAAAAUGGAGAGCGAAAGAUUAGAGAAGAUGAAGAAGAAGAUGGAGCAGGAAAAGGAGAAGGAGAAAGAUGACAAGGUUUGGCCAUAAACAAGCAGAUGAAGGGCAUAAAGCAUGAUGUUCAGCUGGUCUAAUGCUUUAUGUGCAGUUUAUGUGAUGAUCAUGGGGCCUCCCCUAUGAUGAAGAAUAAGGGAUAUGACUUGGAUGACUUAUACUCAAGUUUACGUGUUUUUUGGGUAAAUACUAAUGGCUCUUGUACAUCUUAUUUAUAAUUAUGCGGCUUGUAUUAUGCA
Molecule: messenger RNA, 581 nt
Organism: Amborella trichopoda
Lineage: Eukaryota; Viridiplantae; Streptophyta; Magnoliopsida; Amborellales; Amborellaceae
Source: RefSeq, a predicted model, not a curated record